This is a messenger RNA of Phytophthora sojae, 1206 nucleotides long. RefSeq lists its product as hypothetical. The transcript has a single exon. Gene Ontology annotation, molecular function: monoatomic cation transmembrane transporter activity. Gene Ontology annotation, biological process: transmembrane transport; monoatomic cation transport. The coding region runs from base 19 to 1206 and encodes 395 amino acids. Gene Ontology annotation, cellular component: membrane. Lineage: Eukaryota; Oomycota; Peronosporomycetes; Peronosporales; Peronosporaceae. The record is from RefSeq and is a predicted model, not a curated record.
CACUCAAGCUCGAGAGAGAUGCAGAGCCCCACUGCUCGGCCGAUGUCACCGACGACCAGCUCGCCGCGGAAGGCGCUGAGCGCGCACUUCGCCACGCUGCAGCGCGUGCUGCGCGGGGAGGAGCCGCUGGACCAUGUGGCGGUGGUGCUCAAGGCUUCGCUCUGCACGAACAUUCUUAUCGUCAUUGUGAUGACCUCGGUCGCCAUCGCCAGCAACUCGCUCGCGCUCAUCUCGGCGCUCGUGGAGAACAUGGUCGACCUCUUCGUCCAGGGCCUGCUCUGGUACGCCGGCACGCGCUCCGGCAAGAAGCAGGACUACGCCAAGUACCCGGCCGGCACGUCGCGCUUCGAGCCCGUGGCCAUCAUUGUGGCGGCCAGCGUGAUGGUGCUGGCGUCGAUCGUCUUCAUCCAGGAAGCUGUGAAGAAGCUCGUCGACGGCUUCUCGUCGGAUGAACCCGAGGCGCCGCACCUCUCGGCUGCGGCGAUCGCCAUUGCUGUCACGGCCGUGGUCGUGAAGAUCGGCCUCAUGUUCUACUCGGCCUGGAUCCUCAAGUCCACAGUCUCGGUGGCGGUCGAGGCCAUUCACCAGGACAACCUCAACGACACCCUGAGCAACUCGUUCGCCGUUGCGGCGUACAUCAUCGCCGCUGUCGAGCCGAAGGCCUGGUACGUCGAUCCUGCUGGAGCCAUCCUCAUUUUCGUCUACAUCAUGGUGGCCUGGGGCAAAAUGGCGUGGGAACAGGUCACGCAGCUCGUCGGCGUGUGCGCCAGCGAGGAGUUCAUCGAGGAAGUGAAGGACCUUUGCAAUCGCCACCACCCGUCGAUGUCGCUGGACAUCGUGCGCGCUUACCACUUUGGCUCCAAGUACCUCGUGGAGCUCGAAGUUGUUGUUCCCGGCGAGAUGUCGGUGAAGCUGGCGCACGAUAUCGCCCUUCAGAUGCAGUUCAAGGUGGAGAACCUGGAGGAGGUGGAGCGCGCGUUCGUGCAUGUGGACUACCAGGCCCGCGACUACGACGAGCACGUGGUCUCGCGUGAGGAAGACGCGUUGCUAGUGUACGCUGGCUACGAUGCUUCGUGCGAGGCGAGCGGGCAGUACGUGAGCGUCCCGAUGGAGAACGGCGAGCCGAUUCCGGUAGCGGUGGAGGUGAGCGAGACCGCUGCCCCGGACACCCCCACGGCCACGGCCUUUACUGAGUUCAAGGGAUAA